Agrilus planipennis (emerald ash borer) is the source of this 5114-nucleotide messenger RNA. Its product is annotated as multidrug resistance-associated protein 7. The record is from RefSeq and is a predicted model, not a curated record. Gene Ontology annotation, molecular function: ATP hydrolysis activity; ABC-type transporter activity; ATP binding. The transcript is spliced from 21 exons. Gene Ontology annotation, biological process: transmembrane transport. Gene Ontology annotation, cellular component: membrane. NCBI's taxonomy places the organism in Eukaryota, Metazoa, Arthropoda, Insecta, Coleoptera, Buprestidae. Bases 194 to 4960 code for a protein of 1588 amino acids.
AAAAUGCUAACGUUAGCAGUUUUCGCAAUUAUUUUGAUUGAGUGAUUCAAUGUUUAACCUAACUUCUACACAAAUUAAUAGUGAAUGUGUAGUGAUAUAUAUUUAUGAAAAUGAAAUGAAUGAAAGUGAAUAAAUUGUGAAGGACUCACCUGAAACUUUAGCUCAAUCUCUAGAAAGAACACUUGUUCGAACGAUGGAUUCGUUUCAGCAAUUUGCUGUCAGGUGGCGAUGGCAUUGGGAAGAUUUGUGUGGCGCGGAUGGUUUUCAAAUUUGGUCACCCAAAACACACGAUUUAGGUUUAUGUUUCGAACAACUAUGUCUUCAGAUACCUGCAUUUGUCUUACUUGCAAUUGCGUCUGCCUUUUAUUUCGGCCAUCAAGUAGAAUAUGUAGCGAGAUCAAAAUUUCAAAAACACGCUCUAAACGUCCGAUGUUUACUGGUAACAAUUUUGGCUGUGUUACCACUAAUACAAAUUUAUGUUGAUAUUAACAGAGUUGAUGUCAAAAUUGAAAAGAUUUCGUACUUCCUAUCGGCUGUGGAAGGAAUAUCAUGGUUCGUUCAUUUGGGAUAUGUUUCGGUUUUAAGAAAACGAUUGGGUUUGAGUUCACGGGGACCAAUGGCGGUUUGCGUCAUUUGGACAUUAACCGCUGUUUUGACUUUUAUCUCAUUUCGAACUCAUUAUCUAAUCUAUUUAAAACAUCCUGUAGUUUCCUCCAGUAUUAGCCUUUCUUUUCGGUUCAGUAUUGCAAAAUUAGUUUUACAAAUUUGUUACGGAAUAACUUUAUUGGUUGGCCAAGGUAACACAGAGUUUCUUCAAAAUCAGUAUUCUGGGGCUUCUGAAAGUCAGCCUCUUUUGUAUAACGCGUACAAUGGCUUUUCGGAAGAAAGAGAUCCUUCGUAUUUAGGUGUAGCGAUGGAAGACUCGUCGUGGUUGCGGAAGUUAUUUUUUUGCUGGGUUGACCCUCUCAUGAAAAAAGGAGCGCAGGGACAUGUAAAUAAUUCGGAGGAUUUAUAUGAUGUACCGUACUCACUAAAUUGUACUACGCUGAGUGCUAUGUUCGAAAAAUCAUUAAUUGGGAAUACGGAUGAGAUUUUGAAAAAAACUAUCUAUGUCGAUCCUCCAGGAGGAGAACUGGGAGCUUCAUCAUCGUCUAUUAAUCCCGAAAUCUCCAAUACGAAGUACAGGGUGUCCGUAUUUAGAGCGUUACACAAAUGUUUUGCGUUUCAUUUUUACGGAAUCGGAAUUUUAAAGUUUGCAAGUGAUUGCGCUAGCUUUGCUGGUCCUAUGCUGUUAAAUUUGUUGGUGUCUUUUAUAGACAAUAAAAACGAAAACAUUAAGGAGGGCUAUCUGUAUGCGGGAGGACUUUUCAUAACUACUUUAAUUGGUGAGGAAUCUAAACGUUUCAAUGGGGGGUACGCCAACAGAGUCCUGUUAAUCCGAUGUGAUGAAGUGGCUUUUUGUAACGCCCAUUUCAAUUUUCUAAUGGCUAUGGUAGGACUUAAAAUUCGUGCUGCUGUCGUGACUGCCAUUUAUCGUAAAACUUUGUCGGUCAGUUCGUCGGUUCUCAGUUCGCAAUUUUCAACGGGUGAAAUAAUAAACUUCAUGUCAACCGACACUGACCGAAUAGUAAACGCAUGUCCCAGUUUUCACGCUCUUUGGAGUAUUCCUUUUCAGCUUGCAGUGACUUUAUAUCUAUUAUAUGUGCAAGUUGGACUGGCGUUUUUGGCCGGAUUAGCGUUUUCUGUUGUUUUAAUACCAAUAAACAAGAUCAUUGCUAAUAAAAUUGGAGAGUUGAGCGUCAAACUUAUGGAGAGGAAGGAUGAGCGAGUUAGAGUUAUGGCGGAGGUACUGAAAGGUAUUAGGACCAUAAAAUUGUACGUCUGGGAGCAGCAUUUUAUACGGAAUAUUACAAGUAUAAGGGAGGAAGAACUUAAAUAUUUGAAAGCCAGAAAGUACUUGGACGCAAUGUGCGUAUACUUUUGGGCAACGACACCAGUAUUAAUUUCCAUUUUAACUUUUGGAACGUACGUUUUAUUGGGAAAUGUUCUUACUGCUGCAACAGUUUUCACAAGCAUGGCUCUUUUAAAUAUGUUGAUUGGCCCUUUAAACAAUUUUCCGUGGGUAUUGAACGGACUCACCGAAGCGUGGGUGUCUGUUAAAAGAAUACAAAGACUGUUUGAUCUACCAGAUCUCCAUUGGGAAUCAUAUUACGAAAAGUCGUGCAACAAUCCGAAUAAUGAAAUUGAAAUAACCUCCGCUAGUUUUUCAUGGAUUAAAACGUUAUCUCCGGAAGAAAUUUCCGCACUGCAUUCAGUGAAUAGAAAAAGAAGGGUCAAAGGAAAAGGCAAAGGAAAGAAGGCAGUCGUUUUUAAUGAGCUAGAAAAAGUGGACGAAAUCGAGGAAUCGGACACCCUUGUUCAGUUCCACCUAACAAACAUCAGCUUUACUGUUAAGAAGGGGGAAUUCGUGGGGGUGAUUGGAACCGUUGGUUCUGGAAAAUCGACUCUACUUUUUGCGUUACUAGCCGAAUUAAAUAAAACAGAAGGUUCAGUAGCAAUUGCAGAUAUUGAAAAAGGCUUUUCUCUGGUAACUCAACAACCGUGGUUGCAAAGAGACACAAUCAGAGAAAAUAUUUUAUUCGGAAAAUUGUACGAUGACGUUAGGUACAGGCGAGUUAUAAACGCGUGUUCCCUUUCUGAAGAUCUACUUUUGUUUCCUGGUGGCGAUUCUACGGCGGUUGGAGAGGGUGGUUCUACUGUUUCAGGAGGUCAAAAAGCGCGCAUAGCUUUGGCAAGGGCCGUAUAUCAAGAAAAAGACGUGUACCUUUUAGAUGAUAUUCUUUCGGCAGUCGAUGUGAAGGUUGCAAAACAUAUUUUUCAACAUUGCCUUUUAGGGCUUUUGAAAAACAAGACUAGAAUAUUAUGUACUCACCAUGUGCAAUUUUUAAUGCAUUGUGACAAAAUUGUGGUACUGAAAAACGGGACAAUUGAUCAAAUUGGAGUUCCUCAAGAAGUUCUUUCUAACAUCGAUGCUUCUUUACCUAUUGAUUUAGAACUGGAAGAGAGUACACAAUCAACUGAUACGACUGAAGAAAGUGGGAUAAUAAUUCCAGAAUCCACUGAUAACGAUAGUAUAUUAAAUGAGGAGUUUAGCGAAUCUGGGACCGUUAAAUUUAGAGUGUAUUCCGAAUAUUGGAAAGCUGUAGGCCAUCUUCUCAGUGUGUCGAUUAUAAUUGCGAUGACAAUAAUGCAGACUUCUAGGAAUAUUACAGACUUGUGGUUGUCGUAUUGGGUUUCUAACUCAGAAACGAAAAAUACAACGAAUAUUUCUUCACCGUUUAAAGAUGACGAAAAUCAUUUGGCUUUGUGGUCAACUGGAGAUUUAUUUCGAACUGAUAACACUGUUCAGCAUUACAUGAUGAUAUAUGGUCUUUUUGCCGGACUGAAUACGAUUUUCACUUUCAUAAGGGCCUUUUUAUUUGCUUACGGUGGUAUUUGUGCUGCGUCUAAAAUUCAUAAGUUGCUGCUCAAGUCAGUAAUGAAGUCAAAAGUUCCGUUUUUCGAUGUGACAUCGGUGGGAAGGAUAUUAAACAGAUUUUCCAGUGACACCUACACUGUUGACGAUUCGUUGCCUUUCAUAAUGAAUAUUUUACUUGCGCAAUUUUUUGGCGUUAUAGGAUCUAUGAUUGUGACGAUAUAUGGUCUACCGUGGUUGUCUUUAAUUAUGGUGCCGAUAGUGCCCAUUUAUUUUUCCCUACAAAACCAUUACAGGUUGACAUCUCGGCAGCUCAAGAGGAUAUCAAGUGUUACGUUGUCACCCAUAUAUGGUCAUUUUAAUGAAACACUUCAAGGUCUACCGACCAUAAGGGCUCUACGUGCUAAUCAGCGAUUUAAAAGAGACAACGAGGAAAAGGUUGAGGCCAACAUGAAAGCAAAAUUUGCAAGUCAAGCAGCGUCUCAGUGGCUUGGUUUGAGGCUCCAAUUCAUUGGGGUUGCAAUGGUUACAGGGGUUGGUUUUAUUGCUGUUGUACAACAUCAGUUUGACUUUGCCGAUCCUGGUUUGGUGGGACUUGCAAUAUCUUACUCUCUAUCUAUUACCAAUUUACUAAAUGGCGUGGUAAACGCUUUCACCGAGACAGAAAGAGAAAUGAUAGCAGUCGAGAGAGUGAACGAGUACAUAGAGAAAAUUACACCGGAAACUAGCCAUUUCGUAUGCGAUCCUCCCUACGCUUGGCCUGCUCAAGGGGUUGUCGUUUUUAACAAUGUCGUCCUAAAAUAUAGAGAGCAUCUAAGUCCUUCCUUAAAGGGAGUUUCGUUUGAAACCAGGCCAGCCGAGAAGAUAGGGGUAGUGGGUAGAACAGGAGCUGGCAAAAGCUCUUUGAUAACUGCCCUCUUACGCUUAGUCGAACUUUAUGCUGGUUCUAUAAUAAUAGAUACGGUCAAUAUCGCACAUUUAUCUUUACAAGCUUUAAGAUCUAGAAUUUUUUGCAUUCCACAAGAGCCGUUCUUGUUUUCUGGAACAAUACGUGAAAAUUUAGAUCCGCUGGAUGAAUUUCGCGAUCAAGAGCUGUGGUCGGCUCUAUCAAAAGUGGACUUGGGACAUAUGGUGAGAAAUUUGGGCGGACUUGAUUAUAAAAUCGCUUCAGCUGGAAGUAAUUUAUCUGUUGGACAAAAACAGCUGUUUUGCUUAGCACGAGCCAUACUUCACAACGCUAAGAUCGUAUGUGUAGACGAGGCGACGGCCAACGUUGACCAGGAAACCGAUAGGCAGAUUCAACAAACCCUUCGGUCAGCGUUUAGAAUGAGCACCGUAAUAACAAUAGCUCAUAGAAUAGAGACGAUAAUGGACUGUGACAGGAUACUGGUCAUGAAAGACGGUCAGGCCGUUGAGUUUGAUACACCCCAAAGUCUAAUGGAUGAUUUUAAUUCACAUUUCCAUCAGAUGGUUAAUCAUGACUAAAACUUGUACAAUUGUGUUAUGCCUAUUAAUGAUUUUUAUGUAUAAUAGUUGUAAGAUUCAUAUUUUAUAUUACUUAUAUAGAUUUAACUGGGCAACUGAUAUUACGAGUAUAUUGUGUUCGUGAUUAUAUUGAUACGUAUGUAAUUAAGUUAAA